GUUUGGACUGUCGACUUUUUUUCUCUUAUUUUCCCAAUGCGAAUGCGAAUUCGAAAGAAAACAAAAAUCUACAUUCGAAAGAACAUAAAAAUAUUUUCACAGUAUAAAGUCAUAAAACCAUUAAAAUGAAUCCACUGUUUGCAUGUUCGAGAUGUUUCAAACGAUAUCCAUUCGAGGAAAUAUUCGCUUCGUCUAAUGAGGAUAUGUUUUGUGGGGAAUGCCGUAAUGCUACAGCAAAAUCUAAGUGUACUUACUGCAGAUCCGAAUUCCAGCAAACUGGAAAAUCUUCAAAUGCUUGUCCCCGGUGCUUAGCGAACUUGAAAUUAUAUGGAAAACCGUCAGCUUGCUCUUUGUGUUCUAUAAAUGCUGCAUUUAAAACAGAUAAAUGUCACAGAUGCACAUCUUCAGAAUAUAAAUUUGGACCGGCCGUAAAAUGUGAAAUUUGUCAGCAAAUCUGUGCAUUCAACAGAGAAAACCACCGAGUCGAUGGAAAGCUACAUUGUUGGCUUUGCAAGUUGAGUUAUAAGCGAGCAUUAGCAAAAGCUAAAAGUUCUGAAAAUGAUAAACACAGACAAAAAAAACGAUCGGCUGAUGAGGCAGGUCUUAAAUUAGGAGGAAUGCAUAAACUCAGCAACGCAGGAUCAUCGAACAAUAGAAGUGGCAACAAUAGUUCGCAACACUCUAAAUCAAACAUGGGAGAGAUUCCAGAAAAAAUAGCAAAGUCAGGAAACAGUGGAAAUCCUAGUAACUCUGAUCAUAUCGAAGGUGUAGUUGACUUGUCGGUUAUUACACAAUUGCGAGAACAAAUUGCAACGCUACAAAAAAAACUUCAACAAAAAGAUAAUCAACUGCUUCAAAAAGAUAAGGAGAUCACAGAUUGGAAAGGAAAACAUUUCACAAUCGAAACGGAAAUGCGAAAUAAAAUGAAAGAUCAAGAACGACUUUACGAGACGAAACUCGAAGUACUGAACAAGAAGGUUCAAAAUCAGCUUAGAGAAAUUGCUCAACUUUCAAAAUCUCAAAAGCGCAUUGAGCGCACUAUGGUAACAGAGAGCGGAAAAAUUGAAAAACAGAAUAAUAAUAGCAGCAGCGGAAAUGAUUCGCCGAACACCAAUUAGGAUUCUUUUAUUUUUCUAUUAAGCACAUGAACAUAAUAAGGAACAGAACAAAAAAAACUUCCUAUUUUAAUCAAUCUUUUAAAAUAGAUGAAAUAUAUGAUUUAGAUUACUUAUAAUGUAACUUUUCAUUUUAAAUCACUCAUGCGUUGUGUAACAUCAACGAUUGAUAAUCUCUCUUAAAUAUCUCUUCUACAUAUUUUCAAGUUCUUGAACAUAAUUGUUGAAUUUCGCAAAAUUCUCAGAAAUAAAUUUUGUUGGGGAAUUCUAAAAACGAUUUCUAAUCUUAUCUCUUCGCUUUGCAUGUUAAAACCAAUGAAAAAUUUUUUGAC
This is a messenger RNA of Clunio marinus, 1447 nucleotides long. NCBI's taxonomy places the organism in Eukaryota, Metazoa, Arthropoda, Insecta, Diptera, Chironomidae. The record is from the annotation of a GenBank genome assembly.